Molecule: messenger RNA, 1656 nt
Organism: Sesamum indicum (sesame)
Lineage: Eukaryota; Viridiplantae; Streptophyta; Magnoliopsida; Lamiales; Pedaliaceae
Product: putative E3 ubiquitin-protein ligase LUL4
Biological process (GO): protein ubiquitination
Molecular function (GO): ubiquitin protein ligase activity
Source: RefSeq, a predicted model, not a curated record
AUAGAAUAUGUAAUGCUAUGUUGACUCCAACCAGAUCCCACCUUAAAAGUACUGGAUUUUACUGCGGAUCGACGUUUCGUCUUUGUCCCAAAUCAGAAAAACAAGAACUUUCAACGACCUUCGCACGCCACCACCGCCCUCCAGGCGCAGUCGCCAUCCUCCCCGGACAUGGGCCUGUCGUGGAGUAAAAGACACCACCACCCUCAAAACCACCACAACUACCCACCCCUCCCUCCGUCAUCCUCUUCUCCCGUCAGUCCUCCCCCAGCAAUUCCAGCUCCCCCUCAACCUACAUCACCAACCCACGCUUCCAAUCCACCCGUCCAACCACCAAGCUAUGCUUUUGCUGCAAACGCCCCUUAUUCUGCACCCCAACCACCGGAGCAACACCCUUAUCCCGCCUUCCGUCCCCCUCCACCUCCACCCCCGCCUCUUCCCCCCUACAACUACAAUUACAACUUCUCCAAUUACUACUCGAGGCCCGUUAAUAAUAUGGGUCAGUACCCCAACUACCGCCCGUAUUACAUCCCCCAAAUUAGCGGGUGGGCCCCAUCAGUUGCACCUCUUCCUCCGCCACCGCCACCACUUCAGCCUGCUCCUUACGUAGAUCACCAGAGUGCCAAGAAGAUCAAGAAUGAUGUUAAUGUUCACAAAGACACCAUAAGGCUUCAAGUGGAUGAGCAGUUCCCAGACUGUCACUUGGUUUCUUUCACUUUUGAUGCUUUGGUUGAUGGCAGUAUUACUAUCUUCUAUUUUGCCAAGGAGGGGGACAACUGUAGAUUUACUCCAGUAUAUCCGGAGAUUGUGCCUGUGAAGGUUCCAUUCCAGAAAGGACUAGGGCAGAAAUUCUGCCAGCCUUCAGGAACUGGCGUGGACUUAGGCUUCUUUGACACUGAUGACCUGUCAAAGCCUGUAGAAGAUAUUUACCCACUUGUAAUAUCAGCAGAAUCACGUGGACCAUCAAUGUCUAUCGCUUCAAGUGAGGAGCUGGAAAAUACAUCUCCUCAUGCCCAAAUCUCUCAGGCUGUUUUAGAAAAGAAAGAUAGUGGAAAUUUUCAGGUGAAAGUAAUAAAGCAGAUUUUAUGGAUUGAUAAUGCUCGUUAUGAGUUGCGUGAGAUUUUCGGGAUCAGCAAUUCAGCUGAAGCUGCCAUCAACGACAUGGAAUCAGGAAAAGAAUGUAUCAUUUGCAUGACUGAGGUCAAGAAUACAGCUGUGUUGCCAUGCAGGCACAUGUGUAUGUGUAGUGACUGUGCCAAAGAGCUAAGGAUCCAGUCAAACAAGUGUCCUGUAUGUCGUCAGCCCAUUGAGGAGCUUCUGGAAAUCAAGGUUGAUGAAGGUAACGACAAUGGACAAAUCCUCUGAUCAUCUAUUCCAAGAGAAAUUUAUGUAGACACCUGCUGAGAAGCAGAGGACUGACCUACAGCUUCCAUAUGAAUGUCAACCAUACACACAAAUUGCAGUUGGGAAGAAUGAUUGCUACUCAUCAGGAUCUGUACAGUUCACAUUGUAAUCAUAUUAUAUCCUUUGCUGAAGUUUGUAAAUUUUACUCCCUUUGAUAGUUUUGUCUUUUUUUUCCUUCCAAAAUUUGUUAAAACUGUAAAAAUAAAUUCUUUUUUCUGAUCCCUGCUUGAGAAUGUAAGUUGAUCUUGCAUGCUA